AUGUCUUCCGGUAUCAUGGUUGCCGCUGCAGGCCAGGAGACAAAGUCAGGUUCAAAAGACUUCUACGCCGAGCUCUUAAAGACGGGAAUGUUCUCUGACCUCACCCUCGAAGUGGCGGGUCAAAAGCUCAAGGCGCAUUCCGUCGUCCUGGUCGCAAAAUCACCUUUGUUCGCCGAGCGUAUCGCAAAAUUGAAAGAGGUAGGCAAGCGGGAAGGUGCUUUCACUAUCCUUGAGGUACGCUCAAUCGACAUCGUCAAGAACGCCCUCUCGUACUGCUACACCGGAUCUUACGCCGUUCCAGGCUCGAUGCCCGGCGAUAAUCGUGCCGAAACCACCUCCGAGGUUCGACUGCAUGCGGUCAUCUACAUGUUCAGUGAUUGUCUCAAAAUCGCAGGACUCUCAGAGCAUUCGCUGAAGGCGUUCUCCACGACAGCGACGCGACAUCUUCAAGAUCCCGAGACGAAGAAGGCCUGCCGAGGAACCAUCAAGGCUAUCCUAAGCACCGGCGGUUCAACGCUUGUCGACAAUCCUCAAUUCUUGGAGACGGUCUCCCAGCUUCACGGCUUCGAUUUAUUUGAUGAGUCGUCCACCUGGGGAGAGAUCAAGAAUAUCGUUGGAUAUGCCGCGACAACAGCCGACAAAAUCUCUACCCUCAUCGAUACCAAAGGAAAGAUUCAUAAUUUUUCAUCAUGGAACUCGAAUCUACCGUACUCCGUCAUGGCGGGAUCAGUCCAGCGUGAAAACUGGACACCACCGAAAGACUUCAACAAACAUCUCUUCAGAACCGGCAUGUUCUACGACGUCACUAUCGAGCACGGCAAAGGCCACGUCUUCAAGGCGCAUUCAACAAUUCUCUCAGCAAAGUCCUCGUGGUUUGCCGACCGUCUUGUUGGUCGUCCUUUCAUCGACCGUAUCCGAGUACUCGGUCAUCACCCGAGCGAUGUCAAGCUGUUUGGCCAAUUGUUCAGUGACACUCUCUGUAAUUGCGUCGUACCCGAGAACACGGCACCCUGCGCCUCCUGGGCUUGUUUUCUUGAAUUGCUGCAAUUCUGCUACACCGGAGAAUACGUACCGGUGGUAGUGGAAGAUGCAAGCAAGAUCUUCUACCAAUGUACAAAGCACGUUUAUCUGUACGUACUAGGAAAGCGGUAUGGCAUCCCUGACGGAUUGCCGCCUGCCGUGGCAUUCUUCGCCAUUGAUAUCGACCGCGUCAGAAAGACCAGCAUUGACAACGCCAUCUCUCUAGUCAAUGCGGUGUAUGAAUCGCUCGGUUCUGACACGGACGAUGCACUCGUCGCUGAGGCGAGGAAGAUAGCAAUGCGUAUGAUAGAUAGCAUGGAUGUGCGUGUGUCAGAUGAAGAUAUCUUGAAGAUCAAGAAAGGCCACAUCAAAGACAGGAUGCCCAAAGCGAGCGCCGACCUAUUCGACCGCGGUUACGAACCUCAGUUCCUCGCAACUGGGAACACUUUCACCUCUUCGACGUCGCAACGUAGAGACAGCGAUGCCUGCUUCCGUUGCCGCAUCGCUACGCCCGUCAAGGACACCCGUCUCUGUCGCCAGUGCACUGAUAUGCCUGUUCUGGUAUCGAACGUAACUUAUGCGCCCAAGUACCACCAGAAGACUGGUAAUUUCUGGGGACCACCAUUGGCAGGCACACGUCACAAAUUCCAGGCCGGUAUGACGUGCACUUUUUGGGCAUGCAUCGGAUGUGACAGAAUUUGGCAGGGCCAGGGAUUGCACCAAUCAGAGAUUGAGAUGAAGGAAUGUCCGGCUUGUGACCCAGAGGGCAAAUAUACCUAUCCCAGGGAUAAGAACGGGGUGCGGAGGAUCUACUGGAAAUGUCACAGCUGCCUGACAGUAUGGGUAGCACACGAUUUCGAGCGCAAGAAGAUGAGCAACAUGGACAGUUGUGUGUGA
This is a messenger RNA of Didymosphaeria variabile, 1917 nucleotides long. RefSeq lists its product as uncharacterized. Gene Ontology annotation, molecular function: ubiquitin protein ligase binding. NCBI's taxonomy places the organism in Eukaryota, Fungi, Ascomycota, Dothideomycetes, Pleosporales, Didymosphaeriaceae. Bases 1 to 1917 code for a protein of 638 amino acids. The transcript has 5 exons. Gene Ontology annotation, cellular component: cytoplasm. The record is from RefSeq and is a predicted model, not a curated record. Gene Ontology annotation, biological process: proteasome-mediated ubiquitin-dependent protein catabolic process; regulation of proteolysis.